Micropterus salmoides (largemouth bass) is the source of this 685-nucleotide messenger RNA. Its product is annotated as zinc finger protein 32-like. The coding region runs from base 415 to 660 and encodes 81 amino acids. Lineage: Eukaryota; Metazoa; Chordata; Actinopteri; Centrarchiformes; Centrarchidae. The record is from RefSeq and is a predicted model, not a curated record. The transcript has 2 exons.
AAUACAUUCUAACUGAUUUAGGCUGUUUAAAAGGCAAUUUACCAAAAAGUUUACUUCACCCUAUUGGACAAAAUACCUUAAAAUGACUGAAACUAACUAGUUUUUAUGUUUUUUCAGUUCCACUCCUGGCCGCAGGCGUCGCUCUGCAGUUACACCGACAGACGCUGCUCGGCGGUGGCGCUGCGGCGUUUCCGGCCCCGCGCGGGCUAACUUCCGGUUUAGCCCUCCAGCUAACGCGAAUGGCGGAAAGACGGUGAGCGCGCGGCUGCUCGCGGAUCACAGCGCGCGGGCGACACGAGGCGUUUCGUCAGCUGGGACAGAAGAAGCGGCCUGCCGGGAAACCAAGGAGCCGCAGUUUCAGAGGGACCUUGGACCCGGAUCUCAGCCUGAAGAGCAGUCCGGGAGGAGACCGGGAUGGACCGGCGGAACCGGGAGCCCCGGAGCGGGGUCCCCGGGAGCCCAGCGGCAGGCGCGAGCUCCGACAGCCCCGGUGUUCAGGAACGGAGAGGAAGACAUGGACUCAAAUGUCACCGCUGCCAGCACUGUGACAAAUCCUUCACAAGAUCUGGAUAUUUAAAGAUUCAUCAGAGAGUUCACACUGGAGAGAACUGUACAGCUGUGACCAGUGUGGGAAAACCUUCACUCAGUCAGGAAACCUAGAAGUUCACCGACGCGUUCACACUGG